Messenger RNA from Marmota monax (woodchuck), 2382 nucleotides. RefSeq names its product single-pass membrane protein with coiled-coil domains 1 (gene Smco1). NCBI's taxonomy places the organism in Eukaryota, Metazoa, Chordata, Mammalia, Rodentia, Sciuridae. Bases 118 to 762 code for a protein of 214 amino acids. The record is from RefSeq and is a predicted model, not a curated record. The transcript has 3 exons.
UGUUCACAUUGCUGCUGCCUGUUGCUGAGUGGAAAAACAAGCAGAAAACCUUGGAUUCAAACAUCUAUUGGGUUUUGUUUUGCUUUAUUUUGUUUCUUUUCAUUUUUACUUAAGAAGAUGAACAAUGAAACCACAACCUCGAUAUCCUUGAAGGAGGCAAUAAAAAGAGUAGACCACAAACUCCAAGCUUUAGAAGCACAAUUCAAAGAACUGGACAAUACCAAAGAUAAUCUGACACAGAAAUUUGAACAUCAUAGCAAGACUUUGGCAAGCCAAGCAGCUCAAGAUGAAAUGUGGACAGCAGUUUUGGCACUGAAGUUCACUUCAAUUGAAUUGAAUAUUUUAUACAGCUACGUCAUUGAAGUACUUAUCAGCUUGCACACACGUGUACUUGAGAAACUACCAGACCUGGUGAGAGGUCUUCCCACCUUAGCCUCUGUCCUUAGACGAAAAGUUAAGAACAAGCGCAUUAGAGUUGUGUGGGAGUCUGUUCUGGAAGAAUGUGGGCUGCAAGAAGGAGAUAUCACAGCACUUUGUACUUUCUUUAUUGCAUAUGGUCACAAGGCAGAUCAUUAUGCUGCUAAAGUACGACAGAUGUACAUCAGGGAUAUCACAUUCAUGAUCACUAACAUGGUAAAGAACCAGGCUCUGCAGGAUGGUUUGCUGAGGGCUGUUCAGGUCAUUGAGAAAGGGAAAGCAGAGAGGAUCCCUGAAGAGCAAAAGUCACCCCUAAAAGAGUUGAUAUCAUCAGUCAAAAACUAACCUUCUGCCCCACGAUCCUGAUGUCACUUGUAGUAAUUUAUCUUGAAAAUAGUAAAAUGUAUGCAUAAUUUAUUUACUGCAGAUUUAUUGUUAUGGCAAAAAGUAAAAGCAGUAUUAAAGAUUUUGUAAGUGAUACAAUGAAUAUUUUCUAUUUAGCUCUAUAAAAGAAUGAAGAGACUCUUUGUUUAAUGAUGGGGAGUUAUCACCAUAAUGUAUUGUUGGUGUUGUUAAUUAUAUAUUUAUUGUUAAGUGGAAAAAUAUUAUAUAACAUAUGUAUAUAUGUUAUAUAACAUAUAUUCUGCAGAGAUUCAUAAAAUUCUGCAGAGAUACAUAAGAAAUUAUAUUAGUUGUUUCAGGAAAGAAAUUAAGACCUUAGAGGUCAAAGAUAUGAGGAAGUCAUUUCACUGUUAAUCCCUUUUGGACAUUUUGAAUUUUGAACUAUGUGAAUGUACUACUUAUUAAAAGGUGAAUAAAAAUAAAACACCUAAAAUCUAUAUUAUGAGAUGCUGGCAUAUAUGUGUUCUCUAGUAUAGUAUCAUAGUUAUUUAUACUAAAAAGAGAAUUAACUGAUCAUUUAUUUAUAAUGGUUAUUGAAUACCAAAUGCCAUGUGCUAGGUGUUGUAAUAGAAAUAUUUAAAAAUGUGGACCCUGUUUACAAGGUGAGGAUUAAGUACUGACACUUUAUUUGGAAGGUACAAAUUCAGGUGGUCAGAGUGAGGAGGCAUGCUGAAAGAAAGUAGGGUAGAGAAGGAUAUGAAGUAAUAUACCUUGAAGAUGAGCCAUGAGAGACAUAGCAGGUUGUUCAACAGGUACAUCUAUCACUCUGUCCUUCUGUACCCACAUACUGUUUGAGAAAAUUAGGCCUUCGAAGGAAGAAGGAAAGCAAAUUUGUCUGUUGUACUCACUCAGUCUAAACUGUUUUCAAUUGCCCAAAGUUCCUCCAUGGGGAGUGAUAUCCUUCACUUCAAUAUGCAUUAUCCAUGCCCUCCUAGCAGCUAUUAGAAGCCAACUCCACAAAACAAAUAAAAAAAUUUCAAAAAAGAAGCCAACUCUUCAUUGUUCAGAAGUCACAGGAGGAAGAUGGGCAUGAGGAUGCAUGCCUGUAAUUCCAGUAACCCAGAGGUUGAGGCCAGCCUCAGCAAUUUAGCAAGACCCUAAGCAAUUUAUGGAGAACUUGUUUCAAAAUAAAAAAUAAAAAGGCUGGGGAUGUGGCUCUAUGUCAUACAAAAAUAUGUCUCUGCUGGGAGCCAUUAGCCAAGUAGGUAUGACAAUUUCCUUGCCAGCGUACCCCAUGUUGCUGACAUGUUGCAGUGACAUUGAAUGUACGUGACCUUGCUCAAGGACCAAGGCAGAUUAGGGUGUUCCCGGUUUUAAGAUAAUCGUGUUUAGGGCGUUCCCAGUUUAGGUUCCAGGUUUAAGGUUUAAGAUUAUUCCUGCUGGGAAUAGGGCGUAUCCUGCUGCCUGAGUUCCCCUUGAGUUCUCACGGGAUUCAGACAGUAUAUUUUGGAGAUAGAAGCCCAGUGGAGGUGGGAUUUGGGCAGAGAACGUGGAUUUGGGAAGAGAACGUGGAUUUCCCCAGAACGUGAUUGUAGACGGCUGGUGUGAGUUCGGGAAUAAAGA